GGUAUCUGUUUCGGCCCUUGUGACGCGUGACGACGCACUGCAAACCCCCAUGUUCGCCAAGGGCACCGCUCUCCUAUCGUAAUGCUCUGCAGUCAUAGCGAUACCGACAGCACGCUGGCAAGAAACUGGCGUAGCGGCAGGCACGCCAGCGUGAAAGGCCGCGCAUGCUCAAUGCCGUAUCUCGAAAGAAGGCGCUUGCUUCGGGAAAGGCACCAAGGAAUGCAGUUUGACGCGCGCUCUCAGAUCCAGUAAUAUUUUCCCCCCGUCCUGUACUUUGUGGCUGCACCUAUCCUUAAUUGGCCCCGGUCGGUGGGACAGAGUCCGUCGGCCGUCGUGCCGCCGCCGCGGCUGGCCGGACGUCCGACGACGUCUUCGACGAGAAGCGAGUGCACGUGUACCGGCCCGCGCUCAAGGUGCGCCAGCGUGCGGUGGCCGAGCCGCAGCACCAGGAGUCUCCGCACCUGGAGUCUCCGCACCAGGAGUCUCCGCACCUGGAGUCUCCGCACCUGGAGACGGGAGAAGACUUCGACGAGUGUCCUCUUCCGGACAUUCUUCCGGUACUGUACGAGCCGACGACUCCCAGCAGGGAGCAAUCUCAAGGUGUCCUCAAUGCCGCAGGUGAGGCUUUGAGCCUGUCGUCGGAGCCACCGCAUUGGUCUUCCCUCGAUGACGUCGACGUGCGGCUCAGCCGAGGCCCGUCGCGCGGGAGGCGUGCUUCGUGCAUUCGUCAUCCGGGGCAGCCACAUCGCCGGGGAUCGCGUGUCAGCCUGACAGAUUGUCCAGGACCCCCACUGAGCAGCGCCAACGACCCAUCCUCGGCGGACAUCGAGGACGAGGGCCACUGCACCAGGGGGGCCAUGGUGCUCGUCUCUAGCGCCGGCCUGUUCGUGGUGAGCGCGCUGUGCGUGUUCGUGUUGCAACAGAUGCUGCGCACGCCGUACGUCUCCGUGCCCGUCGUGUGCGCCACGGAGGACUGCGUGAUGCAUGCGCGUCACAUUCUGCGCACGCUCGACGUGUCGGCGAACCCUUGCCUGAGCUUCCACGCGUACGUCUGCGGAGCCGGAAGCGGUGACGCCAGCAAUGACGUGCAAGCGACGACGGCGCCGUCUACCAAGGGGGCGAGUAACUACACUGGAGAAGCUGGUGACGGCCUUCUUCGACACAUCGACCCGGCACGAAGGUUCCACGACUACGACGGUGCGAGCACGGCCUCGACAUGGUGGGAGCGCGAAGACAGUUCGGCGCAGUGCCGAUUCGACAAGGCCCGGUCUGCGCACGAAGCGAGAGCCAUCGGCGACUUGUUCGCCCUCGAUGUGGCUUUGGCGGCGAUGAAGAGGGUCUCGGACGCUUCGCCGCUCAGGCUGAAGCUGCUGGAGAAGCUGACCGCCACGCAGACGUUCUACGUCAGCUACUGCAGCCGCUUUUGCGGCGACCCGGACGCUCGCGAGAAGUGCGACCUCGCCAUGAACGGAUCCGAGUUUCUGGCAGCGUUUGACUGUCAGUGGCAGAUGUUCGAUCGUGGCUGCCUUUUCGUGUAGUCCCGAUGUUUGAUUUUGCAGUUUCUUUACUUACUAUUUUCAUUUCGUGUGAUAGUUGACUUUCCUGUGCGCCGAUUUUUUUUUUUAUAUUUCCGCAUCACAUCAUACGCAGGGAUGCAGCACCGUACUAUCGCGGAAGGAUUCCUGUCUACGCAAUUAUUGCCAGAAUAAUUGUACAUACUCUCAACACAGGAUGUAAACACGGGACCAGAUACCUAACCACGAUUGUUGCGCCAUCUUUGCGGUAUGCACCUUCCUAGUUAUUGUGAACAAGUUGCUCCUGGGGCUCGAAAUAUGUGCUCUCGUUAUUGACUUUCUUUUUUUUGCGAGUUGUCCUUUCCGCUUGUUUCGGACGAGCUUCCUGCGCCAAAGCAAAGACCUGACUUUGUAUGGAUCUACAGUAUUUGUUCCCAGA
Dermacentor andersoni is the source of this 1953-nucleotide messenger RNA. RefSeq lists its product as uncharacterized. Gene Ontology annotation, biological process: protein processing. Gene Ontology annotation, molecular function: metalloendopeptidase activity. NCBI's taxonomy places the organism in Eukaryota, Metazoa, Arthropoda, Arachnida, Ixodida, Ixodidae. Gene Ontology annotation, cellular component: plasma membrane. The record is from RefSeq and is a predicted model, not a curated record.